Molecule: messenger RNA, 1650 nt
Organism: Pseudocercospora fijiensis CIRAD86
Lineage: Eukaryota; Fungi; Ascomycota; Dothideomycetes; Mycosphaerellales; Mycosphaerellaceae
Exons: 20
Coding region: 1-1650 (549 amino acids)
Source: RefSeq, a predicted model, not a curated record
AUGAGGCUGUCUCCAUCUUAUACCUCGCGGUCGGCUGGUCUCGACGGCGAAGCUUUCUGUCGAGCUGAGAAGCCACCGUAUCGAUCCAUUCGUACCCUGCACUUCAACCAUACCGGUAAUUUCACCGACCUCUGCGAUACUGUCCACGAGAAUGUUGUGGUUGUGUCCGAGAUGUCCCAAUUCUCGCCUACGCUGAAAGCAAAUUGGGCAUGUGCCAAAUUGUCAGGCCACCGUUUCGAGCGAAGUCUGCUUGAGGCUGCAGACUUGCUUUGUAGUCUAUGCUGGGCGAUGACGCCAAACGAGAUGUCGCUAUCAAGCUUGGCGCAUGAUGCAGGCCGGGAGCUCAGGGGCAUGGUCUGUACCGUAAGGCGGACCCUAACCAUCGAAGAGGAUCGCGAAGCGAUUGGCUCUUCUCGAACGCCCAAUUGGUUAUUUGCAGAUUCUACUGCAGAGUUGGCCGAAACAGGAAUGCAAGCAGGCCAGAGAAUUAGCUGUAAUAAGCCAAUGCGCAAGAGCAGAAUAUGCGCCAAAAGCAAAGCAGCUUCAAGUUGUCGAUCAAAGGAGAAAGCGCCGCCGCUUCCUAUGCGCCGUGAUGGCUUGGUGGCCACCACGUUGCUGGGAACGCAUGAACGCCACGCCAGGUGCCUCCAUGAUGUGUCUGCGAUUUAUGGAAUCCCUGUACUACUGGUGCCGCUUGUACGAAUGCUAUACCAAAUUCAUUUGGUGCUCCACGGGCUGAUUCUAGAAAAUCACGAUGAGGAUGAGAGCUUCGCGUGGCUCUCGACGAACACUCGCAUGCGGUCGAAGAAGGAUGACGAUGGUCCCGCCCUGGUCGGAGCCAAAGCACUCAGCGUGCACAGUAUGAGCCUCCAACGUGAUGGUAAGAGUGACCUGACUCACGCAAUGCAUAUCAAUGUGGCUAGCCAAAAGGCCACAGCGUUGGGCAGCAAGACGAAUGGUAUUGCUGCGUUCCUCGUGGCGGAGACCAGAUGUCCGCCUCUAUAUAGGUACUGUACCUCGGUGUCCACUCGAUGUUCCGGUGACAAGCGCGAAUAUCGUGGCGCGGGAGCGUGGUACGUCCAUCCGCGACACAUCCUUGUUUCAGAGAGCGUGAGGGAGGUGGGAGGUGGUGUUGACGUGCAAGACGGAGAGGGAGGGAUGUGGGAACAGGAGGCCGUGCCGUGCCGUGCCGUGCCGUGCCGAGAAAUACACCCUUGGUAUCAAUGCUGCGCACAUGUUCACUCUGGCAUGACGAAGGACUUCGUCGUCAUCUCUACAAUGGAAGAGGCAGCCAACUACCCAGUUGAGCAUCUCCAACACCAACGACAUCCGAGUAUCAGCUCGCCUGUACAAAGGCGGACCAAGGUACACGCAGUCGAACGACUGUCGCUGCUUCUCGAACUUCGCGGAAGCGACCUAGAAGCUCAUACUGAUGCCCCUACGGGUUCUCAUCGUUGCUUCCACGACCAAGCUGCCCAUCGCGACUUGAAAGGCAUCUGGUAUAGCGUAUUUGAAGCCGCUGCCAUCGCCAGGAAGUCCGCGCUGGACGCUCAUGACCGAGAUCAUGUGCCUGGAAGUAAUCAGUAUCCACUCGUGAAUCUGCUACGACCGAAACGCCGAGCACUGGGAUGUCCGGUCCGUGGAGCGUAG